Trichoderma virens Gv29-8 is the source of this 981-nucleotide messenger RNA. RefSeq lists its product as uncharacterized. Gene Ontology annotation, molecular function: oxidoreductase activity. The record is from RefSeq and is a predicted model, not a curated record. The coding region runs from base 1 to 981 and encodes 326 amino acids. The transcript is spliced from 4 exons. NCBI's taxonomy places the organism in Eukaryota, Fungi, Ascomycota, Sordariomycetes, Hypocreales, Hypocreaceae.
AUGGCCGCGAAAUCGCCCCUCAAGGUUAUCAUUGGAGCUGGCAAUAUUGGAGACAGGAGUCUUGACAAAACUGUGCGGUACGAUACACCUGAAGAGGUGAAUGCAUACUUGAAUGCAUUCUACGAUCGCGGCUACAACCAUAUUGAUACCGCUCGCUCGUAUUCCACUGGCGCACCAGGAACAUCUGAGCCCAGACUUGGCGCUGUCGAGGCCGGAAAGAGGUUCACCAUCGAUUCCAAAGCGCUAUCUCGGGAGCCAGGAAGCCACACAAGGGAAAAGAUCGCCAAAGAGGUUGACCUUUCUCUCAAAGCUCUGCAAAUUGACCAGAUCAAUGUCUACUAUCUGCAUCAACCUGACAGGGUUACUCCCUUUGAGGAGACAUGCGAGGCUAUGGACAAGGCCUACCGGGAAGGGAAAUUCAAAAAGUUUGGGCUUUCUAACUUUACAACCAAGGAGGUUGAACAGAUUCUCGAAAUUUGUGAGCGCCGGGGCUUCGUGAAGCCGAGUGUCUAUGAGGGGCAGUACAAUCCUAUUGUUCGUGGUGGAGAGAAGAAAUUGUUCCCUCUUCUGCGUAAGAACAACAUUGCAUUUUAUGCAUGGAGCCCUGCUGGAGGAGGCUUCUUUGCCGGAAACCAUAAGAAUGGUAAAUCCGGCGGCCGUUUUGACACAUCCACUUUUCUCGGAGGCGUCUACUCGAGUCUGUAUCUCAAGCCUUCUAUUGAGGCUGCAACGGAGAAUGCUUUGGCGGUCGCUGGCAAACACGGUAUCAGCGGCCACGCUGCUGCCUUGAGAUGGACACUUCAUCACGGUGUUCUUGAUGCCAAGUUUGGUGAUUCCAUCAUCAUCGGCGCAUCCAACAUCGAUCAGCUCAACUCCAACCUCGACGUCAUUGAGCAAGGGCCCCUUUCAGAUGACGUCGUACAGGCUAUUAGUAAAAUAUUUGAGGAAGUAGGUACUGACGAAAUCCCCUAUCACUUUUAG